GUUACCUCCUGAAAAACUUGAAUUGUAAAUGUGCCCCUAUAGAAUCUGCGGAAAUAUAAGAACGACCGAAGGAACAUUUUACCUUCUAUGAAAAACUGUUCCGUGAAGUGCGCAAAUUGCCGUCAAGUUGAACUAAUAUAUUUUCCUUUGAAACAAUACCUAUAACUCUAUAAUAAAGUAGACAUGAAAGAAGGACCCAAUGUAUCAGACGUAAAGAACGACGAUUACAUUCAUGAGAAUGGAGAGGCUGUUAAUACAGAGGAGUCUCCAGCAAAGCAGAAAUUGCGUGGAUGGCUGAAUCGAAACUUGCGAAUAAAAAUGACAGAUGGUCGUAUUUUAGUGGGUGCAUUCUUAUGUACUGACCGUGAUGCCAAUGUGAUUUUAGGAUCAUGUUCAGAAUUUUUGUCAGAGGAUCACACAGAAGCAAGAACUCUUGGUUUAGUUAUGAUACCUGGUAGACACAUUGUAACAAUACAUCUUGAUGAUUGAACAACUAUGGUUCUUUUAAGUUAGCUGUACAGAAUUCGUUGUCCUCCGUUC
Habropoda laboriosa is the source of this 540-nucleotide messenger RNA. It is a transcript of the gene Sbat, whose product is annotated as N-alpha-acetyltransferase 38, NatC auxiliary subunit. Gene Ontology annotation, molecular function: RNA binding. The record is from RefSeq and is a predicted model, not a curated record. Gene Ontology annotation, cellular component: NatC complex. The transcript has 2 exons. NCBI's taxonomy places the organism in Eukaryota, Metazoa, Arthropoda, Insecta, Hymenoptera, Apidae. The coding region runs from base 184 to 489 and encodes 101 amino acids.